AUGGCCUCCAAGGAAACCACACUUCCAAAAAGAAGAAAGAAACAGACUAGAAAUUGUGAACAAAUUGAAGAAGCAGAGAUUGAGGUAUUUGAAGUUGAGAAAAUAGUGGGCCGGCGUGUAGUAGCUGGCAAGGUAGAAUAUCUCAUGAAAUGGAAGGGAUAUUCAGAUGCUGUUAAUACCUGGGAACCAGAAGAAAGUUUAGAUUGUCCUGACUUAAUCAGGGCUUUUAUAAAUUCUCAAGGAGUGAGUUCAUCUGGCAGUGAAUCUAAUGAUAGCACAGCAAAUGUUAAAAGAGAUGCUGGUGGAAAUCCAAGUGGUUUUGCUAGGGGUCUUGAGCCUGAACGAAUACUUGGUGUUUCAGACCAUAAUGAAGAAAUGAUGUUCUUCAUGAAGUGGAAAAAUUCUUCUAAAAUUGAGUUGGUUCUGGCAAAAGAGGCUAAUGAUAACUGCCCUCAACUUGUAACUGCUUUUUAUGAACGGAGGCUCUAUUGGCCCUCAAAAUGA
Perognathus longimembris pacificus (Pacific pocket mouse) is the source of this 504-nucleotide messenger RNA. RefSeq names its product chromobox protein homolog 3-like. The transcript has a single exon. Gene Ontology annotation, cellular component: pericentric heterochromatin; nucleus. Gene Ontology annotation, molecular function: chromatin binding. Gene Ontology annotation, biological process: negative regulation of transcription by RNA polymerase II; chromatin organization. Lineage: Eukaryota; Metazoa; Chordata; Mammalia; Rodentia; Heteromyidae. The record is from RefSeq and is a predicted model, not a curated record. Bases 1 to 504 code for a protein of 167 amino acids.